Molecule: messenger RNA, 960 nt
Organism: Uncinocarpus reesii 1704
Lineage: Eukaryota; Fungi; Ascomycota; Eurotiomycetes; Onygenales; Onygenaceae
Exons: 2
Coding region: 1-960 (319 amino acids)
Source: RefSeq, a predicted model, not a curated record
AUGAGCAGGACGGCUGGCAUCCCCGAUGCGUGGGAUGAUGACUGGGAGGAGCAAAUUGAUGUACGGCAUUCGCAUAUAGAGGAGCCUAUUCCUAAAUGGCAGCAAGAUGUGAAACCUUUGCUAAUACAAGAAUGCUCGCAGAAUACAAACACCGAACCUCCCACCCUUCCACCGGCUCCUCAGCAAGAGCCGGAAAAGAAGAUAUCGUCGAGAGCUAAAAAGGCUCAACUACGUGCACAGCAUGCGGAAUUCAACAGGCAGCUAUGGGCAGAGGCCGAAGCAGAAGCAGAAUCCACCCAAAUGUCGCACUACCUCGAAACCCGCUCCACGAUCCCCCUAAAAUCAGAAUACAAGCCCGCCGUCAAGGUCUUGAGCCGUAACCCUCAAGAUUCCAGCGGCCUGGGCGCCACAACGGCAGGGUUGCACAGAAUCACAAUCUCACCUCGACCCACCGGCAGCAGCAACAAUAACGAUGAAAACAGCUCUGACGAAGAAGCCAAAAAGCAAAAGCAGCUAACUCCAGAAGAACGUCUCGCCAUCGCCCAACGCGAACGGGAAGAGAAGCAGCGCAAAUACGAAGAAGUUCGUGAACGCCUAUUUGGAAGCUCAAACACAGGAUCUGGCGCGUCGUCUCCGGGAAACACUACGCCGCCGCGACAUCAACAGCAAGGUGGAGAACACAAGUGGAAGGGCAAAGCCCGAUCGAAUGGAAAUAGUAGAGAUCGCGGAGAAAAGAGGGAACCGUCUUCUAGGGCAGUAAAGGGGAAACAGCUCUACGAUCCAAAUUAUGUCGCUAAGCCUAAUGCGAAUCCGGGGAAGAAGAAGGAACAACGAUCGCAUAAUGUGGCAGAGGAGUCAAGGCCACCUCAGGCUCCAAUUCGAUCGCCCAGAGGUCCUGACGGAAGUGGGCCGGGCGGUUUCGGCUUUGCCGAGCGAGGUGGUGGAACCGCGCCGCGUUGA